UGCACCUAUAUAUUAAAGCUCAAAAAAGAAGUAGAAUGUCCCUGUGGCUGUCAACAAAUCUUUCACUGCCGCAGUAGUACUUCUUCCUCCGGUUAACAUAAUUAGCUGGGUGGCGUUUUUUUUUUCUUUGACGAGGUGACGCGUUUUUCGGCUGUCCGCCCGGAUUGAAAAAAAUUUGUGAGCCAGCCAUAAGAUUUUUUUUUCCUUCUCUCUCACUCUACAUUCGAAAUGAAGUACUUGGCCGCUUACCUUUUGCUCGUCGCCGGUGGCAACGCUGCCCCUACCGCUGAAGACAUCAAAUCCGUUCUCGGUUCCGUUGGUGUUGAGGUCGAAGCCGACCGUGUUAGCUCUUUGAUCAAGGCUCUUGAGGGCAAGACUGUCCAGGAGGUCAUUGAGGAAGGCAAGGAGAAGCUUGCUUCCGUCCCCACUGGUGGUGCUGCUGCUGCUGGUGGUGCCGCCGCCGGUGGUGCUGGUGCCGCUGAGGAGGCUGCUGAAGAGGCCAAGGAAGAAGAAAAGGAAGAAUCCGAUGAGGAUAUGGGCUUCGGUCUCUUUGACUAAAAAUUUUGCUUGUCAACAACCAAAACGUCAUUACAUCCCGUCCUCGUGUCAUGUAACAAUAAAAAAGCACAUUUUUCUUCUCUCAUUACACACACACACACACAAUCACAAAUGAAAGGAAACGCACGUACACUGGCUAUCUGGUGUGUCUGUGAUACAGAUACCAUCCGAAUUUCGAUCGUUUCCCGACUAGGCAAGGAUCAUCAAUGAGGAGUCAUGGGUCGUGUUUGGCAGACAAGAGGUCUUUCGAAUACUUCCCCCCAAAAGGCGGGCUUGUUACUUCUUGUCAUCCCGGUCCCUGAGCUCUGUGUUAUGAUGAAACCAGUCUUGGGGGUGGUUGGGGUUGAUGUUUCCGCUUUAACUGAGAUGAAAACGAAGAAAAAGAGAGACCUGGGAUGUCAAUAAUUGGGAACGAUCGACAUAUCAAAAAAGUCAAUGAUCGGCAACUAGGUUAAACGUG
Messenger RNA from Zychaea mexicana, 1018 nucleotides. RefSeq names its product 60S acidic ribosomal protein P2. Gene Ontology annotation, cellular component: ribosome; cytosolic large ribosomal subunit. Gene Ontology annotation, molecular function: structural constituent of ribosome. The coding region runs from base 229 to 558 and encodes 109 amino acids. Lineage: Eukaryota; Fungi; Mucoromycota; Mucoromycetes; Mucorales; Lichtheimiaceae. The record is from RefSeq and is a predicted model, not a curated record. Gene Ontology annotation, biological process: cytoplasmic translational elongation. The transcript is spliced from 2 exons.